UUCGGCCACAUAAACAAAGGCACGCCGCUGCCGCAGCGAGAGAGAGAGAGACACGGAGUUUGGAGACUCGGUGAGACCGCGGACAGAGAGCGCAGGUUCUGCUCCGCACCGCACGAGCCCCAAGCGAAGCCGCGGCGAGCCCCGACAGCGUUGCAAAGACCGGACAUCACUUCACGGAUUUAUCCAUCCACCUACACUUUAUGUUCAUUCAACACGGAACCGACUACUAUCACAAGUGUCAUCCCCCUGCAAAGGCAGCAGCAGCAGCAGCAGGAGCAGCUCUCCACUUUGCCCGUGUCGCUUAGCAACAGAGAAGCCGGCAGCACGAGGAGCGAACCGGCCUCCCGGCUGUGGGCUGAGCCCCGAGGCUUGCCGCACCCUCGCCCCUGCCUGCCCGGCGUCCCAUCCGCGCCCUCUCGCCCUUCCGCUUCGCGUGUGGAGAUCACUGACGCGCAUCCCAGCCCAGCGAUGCCCUGCGUUCAGGCUCAGUACGGAUCGUCGCCUCAAGGUGCAAGCCCGGCCGGCCAAAGUUAUUCAUACUCGAGCGCCGAUUACAACGGGCCGUCUGGCAGCGGCUACGGCGGACCCGAGUUUGCCAAGUUCGGCAUGGACCUCAGCAACACAACUGAAAUAACCGCUACCACGUCUCUGCCCAGCUUCAGCACUUUCAUGGACAGCUACAACAGCGGCGGCGGCGGCGCUCCCGGCUACGACAUCAAGCCGCCCUGCCUCUACCAGAUGGAGGUGCCAAACCCGCAGAUAUCCGUCAAGAUGGAAGACAUACCGACGAUGCACGGCUACCAUCACCACCACCACCAUCACCACCACCACCCCGGCUCGCUGCACCCGCAGUCCGAGGAGAUGCUGCCCUCCUCCAGCUCCAUGUACUUCAAGAGCUCGCCGCCCUCCACCCCCACCACGUCGGGCUACCGCUGCCAGCAGCCCCCUCUGUGGGACGAGCCGCCGCCAAGGCUGCCCUCGAUGCCGCCGAGCUACAUGGGCACGGGCCACAUCAUGGACGCGCCCCAGAGGAAGGACGUUCCACCCUGCUUCUCCGUCUUCGCCUUCAAGCAAUCACCGCCCAACACCCCGACCACGUCCAGCUGCCAGAUGGCCUUCGACGGCCCUCCGAGGCCUCUGCCCAUGCCCACCGAGAGCGGCUUCCCUCACCCGCAUCACCACCACCCGCACCACCACCCGCACCACCACCCGCACCACCACCAUCACCACCACCACCCGCACCACCCUCACGUGAUGGAGCCACCUCACCCGUUCGCGCUGCCGGGCCCCAUGCGCAAGCGGCCGCCCGUGAGUUUCCCUCUGCUGCCCAUGGGCCCCGGGCAGCAAAUGAUGGAGGGGCCCAUGUCCGCCUCGGUGCAGCAGACCCGCGGCUCGCCGUCCGGGGAGGGGCUGUGCGCCGUGUGCGGCGACAACGCCGCUUGCCAGCACUACGGCGUGCGCACGUGCGAGGGCUGCAAGGGCUUUUUCAAGAGGACCGUGCAGAAGAACGCCAAGUACGUGUGUCUCGCCAACAAGAACUGUCCCAUCGACAAGCGCCGCCGGAACCGCUGCCAGUACUGUCGCUUUCAGAAGUGUCUCGUGGUCGGCAUGGUCAAGGAAGUGGUGCGCACGGACAACCUGAAGGGGCGGCGUGGACGCCUGCCCUCCAAGCCCAAGAACUCCCACGAGAGCUCACCUCCCUCGCCGCCUGUCAGCCUCAUCAGCGCACUUGUCAGGGCGCAUGUCGACUCCAACCCUGACGUGACCAGCCUGGAUUACUCCAGGUUCCAGUCGGCAGGCGAGUUCCAGACGGGAGGCACGGACGCGGAGAGCGUGCAGCAGUUCUACGAGCUACUCACGGGCUGCAUGGACGUGAUCCGCAGCUGGGUCGACAAGCUCCCGGGCGUGGCCGAGCUGCUCCGCGAUGACCGCGAAUUGCUCUUCGAGGCCGCCUUCCUAGAGCUCUUCGUGCUCAGACUCGCCUACAGAUCGAACCCUGCCGAGGGAAAGCUGAUCUUUUGCAACGGCGUGGUGAUGCACCGACUGCAAUGCUUACGAGGAUUCGGGGACUGGUUGGACGCAAUCCUGGAGUUCUCUGCCAGCCUGCAGGAGUUGAACGUGGAUAUUUCAGCCUUCUCUUGCUUGACGUCUCUCGUCAUGGUCACAGAGCGCCACGGCCUCAAGGAGCCCAAGCGGGUGGAGGAGCUACAGACGAGACUCGUAAAUUGCCUCAAGGACCACGUGGCGUUCAGCACCCCGGCGGCCGGACGGCCCGCCUACCUGUCUCGCCUGCUGGGCAAGCUGCCCGAGCUGCGCACUUUGUGCACACAGGGCCUGCAGCGCAUCUUUUACCUCAAGCUCGAAGACCUGGUCCCUCCGCCCCCGAUUCUGGACAAGCUCUUUCUGGAUACGCUUCCCUUCUGAGACCGCGGCGUCGUCCUUGUCGUCGUCGUCCUGGUGGAUCUCUGCGCGCGCCCGUGUUUGAUGGUCUCAAGACUCAACAACGUUUUAGUCAAAACACUUAACCCCGGACAUUUAAAAUCAACUCAAGAGGAAUCUGUUUUCGUCUCGCCGUGUCGUCUCGGCCGACACCCCCCCUCCUUUAAUUAUGCGUUGCAGUUCAUAUUUACGGCCAGGGCAGUCGCAUUUACACAUCACAUCGGCUUCGUUCCACUGGCCAUGGUGCAUAUGACCCCGGCUGUUGGAGGUGCACGCAAAUGCAGUAUACUGUAUUACAGGCGACAUUGUCCACAAACGUGCAGGGCUUAAUUUCUCAAGGAAUAUUUUCCAGGGAGCCCUCAACCCCGGACCCCCCCCCCCCCCACCACCUCUUGCCCCCCCCCCCCCAUCCUCUGCUAUGGGAAAUACUAUUUUCCGGAGCUCAGCCCCGUAGAACUCCGGUUGAAAUUAAGCCCUGAAAACAACGGGACCCAGUGUCGCUUCAAUUCGCUUUGAACACAAACGCGCGGACACACGCGGGGUUGGGACAGGCCACGCUCACACGCGUGUCCAUGCUUCAGUGACAACUGCACAUGAAUUAAACCCGCUGUACUGUAUUUAAUUUCAACGCACAGAGAGUUUGCUGAAAUAUCUGACCGGGGGCUAAUCAAUGAAUUAAACCAACGCACCGCUUAACUUAUAAUUAGCUCUUAACUCAUUUACGAAUUCAUAGUUAUUUUAUAUAUAUAGUGCAUAUAUACAUGCGCCAAAACACGUGUAUAUAUACAGUAUAUGCGUAUAUUUAUAUUGAGAUACAACGUUGCUCUGACCCCAAACUGCCCUUCGACGGACUGUGUAUACUGUAUAGGGUGAGUGCUAAACGAGGUGGCGAGUUUCGUUGGAAGGGAAAAUUAAAAGAGGUACGGGGAGCGUCAUGGCCAACGCAAUCCAACCUUACCAGUGCUCUGUAUUAUUAUUAUGAUGAAUGACUUUGGCGAAGUGCAAUUUUAAGUCGCUGCUUUGUUUCCGAAUGGUUUAAAAAAAAAACUAAAUAAAGAAAAAAAUGACGAGCCACCCUUUACGCUGACAAAGAGUUUUAAUGAGAAAGGGGGAAAAAACCCGCAAAUCAAUCGGCCACCCCGGUUAACGGCGCGCGCGAUGCUUGUUGCUGUUCUUCGCUGUACAUACUAACACCCCAGCACUUGUAAAAGCGCAGUAUAUAUACACACAGGAUUACAAUCAGUGUACAAUGAACUUUUACCGAGAAAGUGUAACUUUCGCGAGGAAUCGGCGUUCUAUAUAUAUACACACACGUAUUUGAACAGACCGUACAAUAACACGCCAGCUUUUUGGCUAUGGGGCGACUUGACAUGAUGAUGAUGACGAUGCUGACGCUACGUGCACGUGGUGAGAGGUUUCACCCAUUCGACGGUUCGUGGCCCAGUCUCCGGUGCGUGUCCAAACAGUUUGUGUCAAAUAUAUGGAAGCUGUACGUAGGGAUACAGUGUUGUUCCUUCCUUCUCGUGUUCACUCGUUUUUAUUUUCAACUCCCCCCUCCCCCCUUCCCCACCCCCGCGUGAACAGUGCAUAUAACAAAAAUAACCCACAGUGUUGUACAUAUGCGAGGUGAUACGUACAUUGUCACCGAACUCCCACACCCAUCGUCUACCACUCAACCCAUCACCUCUUCCUCCUCCUCCUCUACCCCCCCCCCCCCCCAUCCAUCGUUCCGUCAAUAAGUUUCAUCUCUCCCAUUUCAGCAGUAAGUCUGAACAUUUGUUGUCGCGCACUCAUGCAAGGGUCAAGUCCAUCGAGAACGCGAGCUCAUAGCACAUUUCGUCUCUCCAAUCGACCACCAACCACCUAAGCCCCGUGAUAUUCCACAGUGACGAUGAUGUGAACUCGUGAGAGAGAGAGAGGGGAGACGGAGUAGCACGAGAAGUGAGUAGGGCAAUGGUCCCGUUCUGUCCGCGUGUCUGGGGGGUGGGGAGUGUGUGGGGGUGACGCCACGUGGGGCAGGGCACGUGCGCGGUGUGGCCACGGUUCUAAGUUCGCCGCCACGCGAUGAUUGCUGGGCUCACACGCACACACGCAGUCACUUGCGAAACGCGACACUCUUAAACAACAACAGACAAGUGUUAAGAGCGGGGAGUUGUUUUAUUCCUCGACUCGUUACAAAAAGGACAAAUGUGGAAUCACCCGACGUUCGUUUUUUUUAUAUAUACAUUGCAACAUAAAUUUCAGGCAAAAAUGUACA
Lethenteron reissneri (Far Eastern brook lamprey) is the source of this 4696-nucleotide messenger RNA. Its product is annotated as nuclear receptor subfamily 4 group A member 2-like. Gene Ontology annotation, biological process: regulation of transcription by RNA polymerase II; cellular response to corticotropin-releasing hormone stimulus. The record is from RefSeq and is a predicted model, not a curated record. Gene Ontology annotation, cellular component: nucleus; transcription regulator complex. Lineage: Eukaryota; Metazoa; Chordata; Hyperoartia; Petromyzontiformes; Petromyzontidae. Gene Ontology annotation, molecular function: nuclear glucocorticoid receptor binding; zinc ion binding; nuclear receptor activity.